AUGAGUGGCAACAACUACUCUGUGGCUUUAGAUUUGCUUAACGAAAGAUUUAACAAUAAGCGUCAUAAUUUUCAGGCACACAUCACUGAGAUUAUGGGCAUCAAAAGGAUGGACACUUCUUCAGCGGUGAAGCUUCGUGAAUUAUCCGACAAGUCGACAGUAUCACGCAGGCAAAUUGGGGAGGAAGCUGCGGUGUUAGAUCUCAUACCCUCAUGGGAGCAGUUUACAAGUUUGCUGGAGAAGCGUUGUCAAAAGCUGGAGAACGUAGAACAUUCUAUGGCAGCGUAUGCACGUGGCUCUCAGGAAGAGAGCACAACUACAAAACUCCGCGUUGUAUUCGAUGGCUCUGCGGUUUCAUCUUCUGGAUUCUCGUUGAACGACUUGCUUAUGACAGGACCCACCAUACGACCUAAGCCGUGCAGCACAUUACUUCGGUUUAGAACCUUUCCAAUCGCAUUGACGGGCGACAUUUGUAAGAUGUAUCAUUGUGUACUAGUCUCAGAGCCCGAUAGUUAUCUGCAGUGCAUCUUGUGGCGUGACUCCCCACAGCAGCCGGUCAACGUCUUUAAACUUGACACAGUCGCUUAUGGUACAAGACCAGCUUCAUUGCUCUCAAUUCGUUCGAUGCACCAGUUAGCCAUUGAUGAACAAACUAUCUACCCCAUAGACUCAAAAACAUUAAAGCGCGAUUUUUAUGUCGAUGAUCUUAUUACAGGCGGUGAGUCCAUUCAAGAAGUCAAGAAAAUUAUGAGUCAAACUACAAAGCUGCUGGCUAAAGGAAGUUUCAAGCUGAGAAAGUGGUGCUCCAAUAAUCCUGAACUGUUGCAGACGAUACCACCUGAUGAUCGAGAAACACUACUUAAGGUCGACGAUGGAAGCGAUACAACUAAAACACUCGGUCUAACUUGGGGUCCAGCAUCAGAUUGCCUAUUGUUUGCGAUCUCACCAAUACAUCCUCGUUUUUAUGGCCCACUCGGUCUCAUCGGCCCUAUUAUUUCGAAGGCUAAAAUCUUUCUUGACUGGGAUGAAAGUUUGCCUUCAUCACUACAUUCAUCUUGGCUUAGUUUGUGUGCAGAUUUUGGCCGCAUACCGCAAAUGAAGUUUCCCCGUUCAUCAAUCCAGCAGAAUGGCGCCUAUGAAAUUCAUGGUUUUAGUGACGCCAGCAUCGAAGCUUCCGUCGUGUCAGUCAGUCAAUGA
Anastrepha ludens (Mexican fruit fly) is the source of this 1197-nucleotide messenger RNA. RefSeq lists its product as uncharacterized. Lineage: Eukaryota; Metazoa; Arthropoda; Insecta; Diptera; Tephritidae. The transcript has 3 exons. Bases 1 to 1197 code for a protein of 398 amino acids. The record is from RefSeq and is a predicted model, not a curated record.